GCCUUACCAUGCAAAAACCAACUAAGCCUUUUCACAAACAUUUCCUUUCACUCACACACUGCACAAUGGAAAUAACAAAUGCUGAUUCAUUGGCGGCGGCGCCGGCGCCACUGGAGAACCAUAACAAGGCCAUUGUAAACACCCUUUACAAAGGAUUAGCAAGUGGAGACACCGCCACGGUGGCUGGUCUCAUAGCCACCGACCUAGAGUGGUGGUUCCACGGCCCUCAAAACUGCCACCACAUGAUGAAAAUGCUCACCGGAAAAUGCUCUACCACCGAAUUCAAAUUUGAGCCUCGAAGCAUCGACUCCAUUGAUGAAUGCGUGAUAGUGGAGGGCUGGGAAGGGGCUCAAGUCUAUUGGGUGCAUGUUUGGACCCUAAAAGAUGGUUUCAUCACUCAGUUUAGAGAAUAUUUCAAUACUUGGCUCACUGUUAAGGAUUUGAGGCCUUCUAGGUGUUCAAGCUCCACCACUUUGUGGCAGAGCCACCCGCGAGAUCUCACAAAACGCUUGUUGCCGGGGUUGAUGUUCGCCAUUUGAUGGCAGAGCUUGGCCGUAGAUUGGUGGCAUGUAAUGUUAUUCAAGUUGAUCUUGUGAACAUGCUCAUGUUCUAAAGUUUCUCCCAUUUUCUCCUAUAAAUACUCAUGUCUUAAAUAAAGUUUUACAUUAGUUAUCAAGUAUACAUUAUAAACUAUAAUCGAAAUUUAGCUCCACAAGGUCAUCCUAUAGUUUACAGGCCGACAUACAUUAUAUAAUUGAAUGGAAUUAUGAGAGGGGUUUUGCUAUGUACAUGCCCCCCUCCCAAUAGAGGGGCCCACGAUUUUUAUUCACUCAUGCUACAAUAUCA
Messenger RNA from Olea europaea var. sylvestris, 846 nucleotides. RefSeq names its product wound-induced protein 1-like. Bases 9 to 539 code for a protein of 176 amino acids. The transcript has a single exon. NCBI's taxonomy places the organism in Eukaryota, Viridiplantae, Streptophyta, Magnoliopsida, Lamiales, Oleaceae. The record is from RefSeq and is a predicted model, not a curated record.